AUGCACCGUGCAAGACACAAAACUACUUGGACGGGGUUUAUAAACAUUUACAACCAGAUAGAUUAUAUAAUCUGUCGAUCUAAAGACAAAGCUCUUUUCACUGACGCAAGGUCAUAUGGUGGGUCAAACAUUGACAGUGACCACAAAAUGGUCAUUGCAAGAAUAUCACUGAAUAAACAUCUAAACAACACAAAUAUCAAAGGGAGGCAGGAUAUCCUUAGGAAGAGAAUACUCGACCUAAAUGGACUCUCAAUACAACAAAUGGGAGAUAACUAUAGGAAAUACCUUGAUACGUAUUUGGGAAGUGUGGAAACAAAUCAACCAUUCCCCAAACUCUGGGGACAAAUCCAGGAAUCAAUACGAGGAGCAGCGGAGAAACAGCUCAUGGACAGGGAAAUGGUUACCACAUCACCAAAUGGAACAACUGAGAUAUCGCUCCUUGCUAAGAAACAAAAAUCUAUUUGGUUACAAUAUUUAAAUACGGAGAACAAGCACAUCAAAGAAAAACUUGGUCGGGAAAGAUUGAAUAUUAAGAAGAAGAUCAAGAAGUGCGUCUUCUAUAUGUCAAGGAAGGAGGCUGAGAUACAGAUUAAGGCCAUGGAAGCCUUGAAAGACAAUGGAAGAUCCAACAGCAAAGGAAUUGAUGGAUAUACCGGGCAUCCUAGGAAAUUGGAGUUGGAAAUAACUCCUGCAGAAGUGCAAAGAGCAUGUGCUGACCUCAAAAACAAUAAAAGCCCAGGACCAGACGGACUAGGACCAGAGCUACUCAAAUAUGGAAGUGAAAAGCUAAAUGUCCUCAUUGCAGACCUUUUUAACGGAAUGUUUAAAACAAACAACCAUUUACCACUUGGACGAGGAAUACUGGUCCCUGUCCAAAAACCGAACAAAGCUAAGGGAAAAGUGGAGAAUCUGAGGCCAGUAAUUCUUAUGAAUAGCAUACGGAAAGUUCUUGCAAUCAUUACGCUAGAAAGAAUAAAACCUCGCACCGAACUAUUUAUAUCCGCUUUUCACAGCGGAUUUCGGGAAGGAAGAUCGACUUCUGACAUCGUGUGGAUCCAUAGAUGGCAUUGUUCCGCCAUUCAAAGUUCAAAAAUGCGGCAUAUAUUCUUGACAUUGAUAUGUCAAGAGCUUUUGUCUCGAUUAACCGUCGAAAUAUCUUCUUAUUGA
Messenger RNA from Octopus sinensis (East Asian common octopus), 1167 nucleotides. RefSeq lists its product as uncharacterized. The transcript has 2 exons. The record is from RefSeq and is a predicted model, not a curated record. The coding region runs from base 1 to 1167 and encodes 388 amino acids. NCBI's taxonomy places the organism in Eukaryota, Metazoa, Mollusca, Cephalopoda, Octopoda, Octopodidae.